Messenger RNA from Pelmatolapia mariae (spotted tilapia), 3059 nucleotides. Its product is annotated as UDP-glucuronosyltransferase 2A2-like. The record is from RefSeq and is a predicted model, not a curated record. Bases 229 to 2475 code for a protein of 748 amino acids. NCBI's taxonomy places the organism in Eukaryota, Metazoa, Chordata, Actinopteri, Cichliformes, Cichlidae. The transcript is spliced from 9 exons. Gene Ontology annotation, molecular function: glucuronosyltransferase activity.
GCGGGUCCGGUCCGGAGUCACUUUACAGGGAAGUUUUAGCGGAUUCAGGCCCGUGUUUACUUUCGGCGGUGUUGAGCCGCUGUUCUGUCACCUGCUGUCGGGAUUCACCGUCUCUUUACUCUGGGCGCUCGGUCAUGUCUCCGUCAGCGGCCCGAAUUUAAUGGCUUCCGGUAUUGUGAUCACGUUAAAUCAAGGAUCAGACCACAGCUGGUUUUCCUGCUAACAUUCAUGGAGCUGCGUCUCUCUGCCUGCAUCCUGCUGGUACUUUGUGCGACAUGGAGUGCAAAUGGAGGGAACGUUUUGGUGUGGUACACCGAAGGCAGCCACUGGAUAAACAUGAAGCCUGUUCUGGAGACAUUGGUUGACAGGGGACACCAGGUGACUGUCCUGGUCCCGAGCUCGUCAAUGUACAUGAACACCAAUGAACCCUCCCGCUUUCACUAUGAGCCCUUCAAUGUCUCUUUCUCAUUGGAGGCUAUGGAAGAGUUUCUAGAAGAGUUCCUCCAAUUCAAUGUAUAUGAGAUUGAUUAUAUGAGCUACUGGGAGAUCUACAUCAGAUUCAUUGACAUAAUGAAAACUGACCUGCAGUUUUCUAUCCAGUAUUUGGACGGUGUGGUGAAAUCAGAAGUCGUCAUGAAGAAGUUGAAAGAGGGAAAUUACGACCUUCUCUUGGCUGACCCCAUCUACCCUGGCAGUGACUUGUUAGCAGAUAUUUUGGGGAUCCCACUCGUCUUCUCCUUGCGCUUCUCCUUAGUUAAUAACUGGGAGAGGCAUUGUGGUCAGAUGCCUGCUCCACCAUCCUUUGUUCCCGGUGCUAUGAGCAAACUCACAGAUAAGAUGGACUUCUCAGAGAGAGUGUGGAACUUUCUCUUCUAUGCUCUCCACGACAUCGUGAUUGAUCAGUUUUCUUGGAAAGAAUUAGACAGAUAUUACUCUGAUGUCAAAGGAAAUAUUUUGGUGUGGUACACUGAUGGCAGCCACUGGAUAAACAUGAAGCUUGUUCUGGAGACACUGAUUGACAGGGGACACCAGGUGACUGUACUGGUCCCAAGCUCAUCACUGUACAUGAACACCAAUGAACCUGCCCGUUUUCACUAUGAGCCCUUCAACGCCUCUUUCUCAUUGGAGGCUUUACAGAAGAGUCUAGAAGAGUUCCUCCAAUUCAGUCUAUAUGAGAUUGAUUAUAUUAGCUACUGGGAGAUCUACAUCAGAUUUACUGACAUGAUGAAAAAUAACCUGCGGUUUUCUAUCCAGUAUUUGGACGGUGUGGUGAAAUCAGAAGUCGUCAUGAAGAAGUUGAAAGGAGGAAAUUAUGACCUUCUCUUGGCUGACCCCAUCUACCCUGGCAGUGACUUGUUAGCAGAUAUUUUGGGAAUCCCACUCGUCUUCUCUUUGCGCUUCUCCUUAGUUAAUAACUGGGAGAGGCAUUGUGGUCAGAUGCCUGCUCCACCAUCCUUUGUGCCUGGUGCAAUGAGCAAACUCACAGAUAAGAUGGACUUCUCAGAGAGAGUGUGGAACUUUCUCUUCUACGCUCUUCAAGACAUCGUGAUUGAUCAGUUUUCUUGGAAAGAAUUAGACAGAUAUUACUCUGAUGUAAAAGGAACUCCCACCAGUGCCUGUGAGUUGAUGAGCAAAGCAGACAUCUGGUUAAUCCGAACCUACUGGGAUUUUGAAUUCCCUCGUCCUUUCCUCCCCAACUUCAAAUAUGUUGGUGGGAUCCACUGCAGACCUGCUAAACCUUUACCAGAGGAUCUGGAGGAAUUUGUGCAGAGUUCUGGAGAUGAUGGCAUUGUGAUCUUCACUUUAGGAUCCGUAAUCAACAACGUCACCAAGGAGAAGGCAAACAUGAUAGCCUCAGGCCUCGCUCAGAUCCCACAAAAGGUGCUGUGGAGAUACAGAGGAGAAAAGCCAGAAACUUUGGGUGCCAACACUCGAAUAUAUGAUUGGAUUCCUCAGAAUGACCUCCUGGGUCACCCUAAAACUAGAGCUUUCAUCACCCAUGGAGGCACAAACGGGAUUUAUGAAGCCAUCUACCACGGCGUUCCCAUGGUGGGCAUCCCCAUGUUUGGUGACCAGCCAGACAACAUGGUCCAUAUGAAGGCUAAAGGAGCUGCAGUUAUUCUCAACGUGAACUUCAUGGCAACUGAAGAUCUUAGAGACGCAAUCAACACAGUCAUCAAUGACAUAUCGUACAAAGAAAAUGCUAUGCGGCUGUCCAGCAUCCACCACGACAGACCCAUGAGUGCUCUGGAAGAGGCAGUAUUCUGGAUCGAGUUCACGCUGAGAAACAAAGGGGCCAAGCACUUGAGGGUCCAGGCCCAUGAACUCACCUGGUACCAGUAUCUCAGCCUGGAUGUCCUGGGCUUCUUCCUCACCGUAGAUCUACUCCUCAUAUUCAUCUUCAUCAAGACCUGCAGUUUCUGCUUGCACAGGUGUUUUGUCAGGAAAGGAAAGACAAAAAGGAAAGCUGAAUAACAACUAAACUGAAACGGUGCUGUGAAUGUUGGACUGGGGCAAUAUUUGUUACCAGCAUGAAACUUUCUUUCAUAUAUGUUGAAUUUCCCAUCAUCUUCUUCUUUAAGCACCACCACUAAUGACUUUAACAGAUGCACUAAUUUGCAUAACAGAACCUGAAGUUGAUCUAACAUUAAAAAGCAAAUACUGAUUGGCCGUUUUGGGUUUUUUUUUGUUUUGUUUUGUUUUGGGGUUUUUUGUUUGUUUGUUUGGAAAAAACACUAACAUCAGAUUGAAUUCAGUACAUUCAAACUUGUUUUGUUUUGGGGUUUUUUUUGGGGGUUUUUUUGUUUUGUUUUGUUUUUUUGAAAAUGCAUACAGAAAUAUUUUCCUAAAAAGCAUUUCAUUAUUUAUGCAUAUAUUUUAUUUACUCUUUUUUUUUUUUUUUUUUAAACAAUUCAAUCUAGGAACUGUGACAAUCAACAUCUUCAUCAAUAAAUCUGAUAUCUGCAUCAUGAUUCUGUGUGAUUUAAGUCAAAUUUCACUGUAUGAUAAUGAUUUAUCUUUAUGUGGAUCAAUAUUAACUCAGCCAUGAGAUAAUACUC